UAUGGUUGAAGUGAGGCUUCUUACCAAGACGCUGACAAACUAUCUCUGCUGCGAGCUGUAAACAGGGACGCAAGUUGUUUGGACACGUCGUGUCAAACAGUCUGUUGUAGCUGUUUAUCGAGAGUAACACAGCUCACUGUGAAGGGAAAAUGGAAGAAGACACACUAACGACGCUGAAAAUACUAAUAAUAGGAGAAAGUGGUGUUGGGAAGUCUAGCCUCCUCUUAAGAUUCACAGAUGACACCUUUGACCCAGAACAGGCAGCGACAAUAGGUGUUGACUUUAAAGUGAAGACCAUUUCUGUGGACGGUAACAAGGCAAAGUUGGCCAUAUGGGACACUGCAGGACAGGAGCGCUUCCGAACCCUGACGCCUAGUUACUACCGUGGUGCCCAGGGAGUCAUCUUGGUGUAUGAUGUCACACGGCGAGAAACCUUUACCAAGCUUGAUAACUGGCUCAAUGAGCUGGAGACGUACUGUACAAGGAACGACCUUGUGAAAAUGCUUGUUGGAAAUAAAAUCGAUAAGGAAAACCACGAGCUAGACAGGGCCGAAGGGCUGAAGUUUGCAAGAAAACAUUCCAUGCUUUUUAUAGAGGCGAGUGCUAAGACCAGGGACGGUGUUCAGUGUGCAUUUGAGGAGCUGGUGGAGAAGAUCAUCCAGACUCCUGGUUUAUGGCAGAGCGAGAACCACGGCCGAGGAGUCCAGCUCACCGACGAGGACGCGGGAGGUGGAUCCUGCGGUGGCUACUGCUCCCUGGUCUAGACGACACGCACACAAAGUACACAAACAUGUUCACACACACACAUGUUCAAACAUACACGUGUGAAUACCUCACACAGUGUCACACACUCAAACACUAACAUAAACACACACACUUGAAAGAACUCCCCUCUUCCCACUGUGUGCUGUCCUGAGCUGAGCUCCCGACUCAGACAUGAAGGCAGUGGAGGUCUGACUGUGUCCCCUCCGCUGAGCUGUAAGGGUUGACCGUCCCACACACUCUACCUGUGUUCACACAGACACUACUUUUUUGCACACUUUCUAAUAGUAAUGCUGCGCUAAAAUGCAAAUGCAGCUCAGCCUUCCUCUUAAUGGAAUUUGAGUGAGUUGACUCUCCUCUGUUUUGUUUUGAGUUACAGUUUUGUGCAGUUUUAAGGACCUUGGUCGAAAUAUACUCAUUUUUCAGUUUCUCAUUGUGCUUUGGCAUUUAAUUUUUAACAGGACGGUUAAGUCCAAAGGUAUAAACCAAAGUUUGUCAGACAAAUGGAUAAGUCUCUGAAGCGUGAUCAUGAGAAUUUUUUUGACCAAGGUUCUCCUCUUGUCUCCAGCAUGCUUUUGUUUCUAGGAGCAUCUCGCCUUAGCAAACACAUCUGUAUCAGUGCAGGGCCGAUUUUCCUCCAAUGUUUAUCUUUCCUCAGCUCUGUCCUGUGCUUGAUCCUGAUCCCCCUCUGCCCCUCCCCCUCCCUCAGCACAGACCCUAUGAACAUUAUGCUGCUUAUAGAGAAGCUUAUCAAGCCGGCCCAUCUCGUAUUCCAUCGCACCACUCUCAGCUAUGAGUUGGAUCAUGCGUCUCUGUUGUCCACACAACUGCCUCAUUUCUUCAGAAUAUAAUAGAGUUACCAAGUGGUUGGAAUGACGUUUUACUGCUUUUAUUGACUUGGACUUCAAACCUUUGGUGUGUUUUGAAGAGUGUAUAAAUCAAAGAGAUUGGCACCAGCAAGCUUUCCACUGGGUGCAGAAGAAGAGGGAACCUCUUAAAAUUGCACGCCUUUUUUGUAACGAGUUGCUUUAAUGGAGUGCGACCUACUUGUACUCCCCCACUCAGACAGAUAAUAUCAGUAAUAUCACUAGGACUGCUACAGUCUUUCAUAUAGAUUCCUUUGACUGUGCAUAGACAAAGGAAAAGUGUUCAAUAUUAAACAGGGCAGUGAGUCAUAAGGGUGUUUCCACUGAAUUUGGAAAAUCAAAGAGCUGCGUGCUCCACAUUGCUAAUGGAUUUCACAGUACUCCUAUCUCUGUGUUUGUAUCUGAGAGGCAGUUAUAAAUGUACUGUACCACUGACCCCGGACUAUGUUUGUAGUAUUCGAGUGCUGUUAUAUGGUCUGAGAAAUCCUGGGAAAUGUAGUUCUGAGAGCUUGACGUAACAGGGAUGGUGAAAGAGACAUGGGUAACAAGCAUGUCUUAUCACAGAUGGGAAUUUUUUUGUUUGUUUUAUUUCUUUUUAUUGCAUGAGAAAUUCUGCGUGCCAUUCUUUUAUGUUUGUUUGUCCAGUGAAUGACCUUCAGAGGCUGUUUACUAUAAACACAUUAACUUAUAUUUAGCUGGAAAUAAAACAUUAAACAUACAGGUUUACCAUUUGAAUUUAAUGGUACUGUGUAAUAAGACAAAAAGUAGGCUUUUACUUAUUAAGCUGUCUUUUUUGUGUUCAGAUAUAUGUUAAAACAUGUUUAAGUUGUAAAUUGUGUGUAUUUUAGGAAUUUGGUGGGAAAAUUCCUGUAUGAAUUGUAAAGCUGAAUGUAUACAUAUUUCACUACAAGCCGCCCAAUGUAUUAAACUAAAUAAAAUUCUUUUUUAAGUGAAUAGAAGUGAAUAUGUCGGUGUUAAUCCAGACUUCAGGAUUGUUGUGGAGCCGUUGACAACUGUUAUUUGAAGAGGGACGGUGAUUAAUAAUGAAGAAUGAGUCCUUUCUAGAAAUCACUUCAAACCUUCAUAACAGAUAACCAAUAACUCUGCUGCCAUCGUUGCCAUGUUGGAAAUGUCACUGUUAGGUGAUGGGUUUUUCACUCAGCGCCCUUCACAUUCCUGUGUCCUCAGAAUAAAGACUUGUGUUUAAACAGUGUCCGAGGAA
Molecule: messenger RNA, 2850 nt
Organism: Seriola aureovittata
Lineage: Eukaryota; Metazoa; Chordata; Actinopteri; Carangiformes; Carangidae
Gene: rab18a
Product: RAB18A, member RAS oncogene family
Exons: 7
Coding region: 150-764 (204 amino acids)
Molecular function (GO): GTP binding; GTPase activity
Source: RefSeq, a predicted model, not a curated record